Cladophialophora yegresii CBS 114405 is the source of this 1368-nucleotide messenger RNA. RefSeq lists its product as uncharacterized. Bases 1 to 1368 code for a protein of 455 amino acids. The transcript has 4 exons. The record is from RefSeq and is a predicted model, not a curated record. Lineage: Eukaryota; Fungi; Ascomycota; Eurotiomycetes; Chaetothyriales; Herpotrichiellaceae.
AUGAGGCUCUUGUAUCUCGCCCUUGCAGCUCUGCUGUCUACAGCUCUGGCACAAGAGAGCACUACAGAUAGCAGCACUGCUACCAGCACAAGUUCCCAAGCUUUCACAACAACCAUUGCGGUCGGCCGAGCAGGACAUACCUUUUCUCCUGAUGUCGUUCAGGUUCCGGUGGGCGGCUUUGUUGAGUUCGACUUUUAUCCCACCAACCACUCGGUCAUUCGGGCAGAAUACCUGAAUCCAUGUGUUCCUUAUGAGAUAACCGGUAUCGGCAAAGUCGGAUUCUAUUCUGGCUUCAGACCCGUCGACGCUAUCCUGGCCGACCCACCAAAAUGGACUCUUCAGAUCAACGACUCAGACCCCAUCUUCUUCUACUGCGGUGCUCCAGGCUCUUGCACCACCUACCAGAUGGUCGGGGUCAUCAAUCCCAAUGCCAGCGUCUCGCUCGACACUCACAAACAAUACGCCGCCGACGCCGACUUCGCGCUGCUGCCCGGAGAGCCGUGGCCAGACGAGCACGACCCUUCCGUAACGACCUCCACAUCCACAGCGACUGCUAUAUACACGACGAGCAUGACUGCCACAAUGUCCUCGACGCCCACCACUUCGGGAUCUGCGUCUGGGGCAACAGCCACGCCCGAGUCACAUGCUCACCAGUCGACUCUAUCCACCGGAGCCAUAGCCGGGAUUGCCGUUGGUGGUGCUGCAGUCGUGCUCGCCGCAGCAGCGCUCAUCUUCUUCUGUGGCCGCCGAUCCAGACGCCGGGCCAGAAACGAACAGCCCACCGCGCCCACCACGCCGGCCAUGGGCCCGACUCACCCGCCAGCCUACGUCCCCCCGGCCACAAACUACGGCUACAUGUCACCCACGAACAAACACCUGUCCAUGACGACGGCCACGCCCGUCACCGACGCCUUCGGCAAUCCCAUCCAUAAUGGUGGCGGACCAUACAGCGGCGGCGGCUACCCAGCCGCCACCUACCCGCAAGGCUACGCGGGACAGCCCCCAAUGCAGCAGUCCCAGUCCCCGCAUAUGAUGGGCGUCGGCAACCCGCGUGCUUCCUAUCCUCAGCACUCGCCCUCCACGGACAUCUUCGGCACAAUCCAGCAGCAGCAGCAGCAGCAGCAGCACAUGCACGACACCCAGUCUGCCGCAGAGGUGCAUUCCCUGCGGGCGAGCAGUCCGAGCUCCAUGCACGCGUCCCACGCGGCCCCGGCGCCCGUCGUGGGCGGCAUCGAGGCCUUCCUCCAGCGGCAAGGGCGGACAAGCCCACAGCCCGAGAGCGAAGUUCCGGGCGACCAGGCCUUUCCGCAUGGAGGUGUCGGGCCUUAUGAGAUGGCCGCUACGGGCACGCACUUACGGCAGUCGUAG